Messenger RNA from Arvicola amphibius (Eurasian water vole), 1527 nucleotides. RefSeq names its product nectin cell adhesion molecule 4 (gene Nectin4). The transcript has 9 exons. Gene Ontology annotation, biological process: homophilic cell-cell adhesion; symbiont entry into host cell; heterophilic cell-cell adhesion. Lineage: Eukaryota; Metazoa; Chordata; Mammalia; Rodentia; Cricetidae. The record is from RefSeq and is a predicted model, not a curated record. The coding region runs from base 1 to 1527 and encodes 508 amino acids. Gene Ontology annotation, cellular component: adherens junction.
AUGCCCCUGUCCCUGGGAGCCGAGAUGUGGGGCCCUGAAGCCUGGCUGCUGCUGUUGUUCCUGGCAUCGUUUACAGGCCGAUGCCCGGCGGGUGAGCUAGAGACCUCGGACGUAGUGACGGUGGUGCUGGGCCAGGACGCAAAAUUGCCCUGCUUCUACCGAGGGGAUCCGGAAGAGCAGGUGGGGCAAGUGGCAUGGGCUCGGGUGGACCCAAACGAGGGCACUCGGGAGCUGGCCCUACUGCACUCCAAAUAUGGGCUUCAUGUGAGCCCCGCCUAUGAGGACCGCGUGGAACAACCACCGCCCCCACGAGACCCUCUGGACGGCUCCGUGCUCCUGCGCAACGCUGUGCAAGCAGAUGAGGGCGAGUACGAGUGCAGAGUCAGCACUUUCCCCGCGGGCAGCUUCCAGGCACGGAUGCGGCUCCGUGUUCUGGUGCCUCCCCUGCCUUCACUGAAUCCUGGUCCACCACUAGAAGAGGGCCAGGGCCUGACAUUGGCAGCCUCUUGCACUGCAGAGGGCAGCCCAGCUCCCACUGUGACCUGGGACACGGAAGUCAAAGGUACUCAGGCCAGCCGCUCCUUCAAGCACUCCCGCUCAGCUGCUGUCACUUCAGAGUUCCACCUGGUUCCUAGCCGAAGCAUGAAUGGGCAGCCACUUACCUGUGUGGUGUCUCACCCUGGCCUGCUCCAGGACCAGAGAAUCACCCACACCCUCCAAGUGGCCUUCCUUGCAGAGGCCUCUGUGAGGGGCCUUGAGGACCAAAACUUGUGGCAUGUUGGCCGAGAAGGAGCUACACUCAAAUGCCUGAGUGAAGGACAGCCCCCUCCCUCGUUCAACUGGACGCGGCUGGAUGGACCUCUGCCUAGUGGGGUACGAGUGAAGGGGGACACUCUGGGCUUUCCCCCACUGACCACUGAGCACAGUGGCAUCUACGUCUGCCACGUCAGCAAUGAACUUUCUUCGAGGGACUCUCAGGUCACCGUGGAGGUUCUUGACCCUCAAGAUUCAGGAAAGCAAGUGGACCUAGUGUCGGCCUCAGUGGUGGUAGUGGGCGUGAUUGCUGCACUCUUGUUCUGCCUCCUGGUGGUGGUGGUGGUACUCAUGUCCCGGUAUCACCGACGGAAAGCACAGCAGAUGACCCAGAAAUACGAGGAGGAGCUGACUCUGACCAGGGAGAACUCCAUCCGAAGGCUGCAUUCUCACCAUACAGACCCUAGGAGCCAGCCGGAGGAGAGUGUAGGGCUGAGAGCGGAGGGCCACCCUGAUAGUCUCAAGGACAACAGUAGCUGCUCUGUGAUGAGUGAAGAGCCAGAGGGCCGUAGCUACUCCACGUUGACCACAGUGAGAGAGAUUGAAACACAGACUGAACUACUGUCUCCGGGCUCGGGGCGGACAGAAGAGGAGGAUGAUCAGGAUGAAGGCAUCAAACAGGCCAUGAACCAUUUUGUCCAGGAGAAUGGGACCCUGAGGGCCAAACCUACAGGCAAUGGCAUCUACAUCAACGGGCGAGGGCACCUGGUCUGA